AUGAUGGGCUUCGACGGCGGACCGUCUCAGCCGGGCGCGGACGGCCCGAUCGGGUUCGUCGUGACGCCGAACGCGGGGGGCCCCACCGGGCCCGACUCGGGGUCCAAGUCUGGGUACCGGGGGGUGCGGCAGCGCCCGUGGGGCAAGUGGGCCGCGGAGAUCCGUGACCCCACGCGCGCGGCGCGGCGAUGGCUCGGCACGUACGACUCGCCGGCGCAGGCGGCGAUGGCGUACGACGCGGCAGCGCUGGCGAUUCGCGGGCCGAACGCACGGACGAACUUCUACUACCCGGACAUCCAGGCGAAGCAGGGCAACCCGCAGAACAAGCCCGUCGCGAAGCUGAAGGAGUCGGACGCGCAGACCGCGCUUGCCGCCGCGGGUUUGCCUGCAAUUGCGUUCAACGAUGCCGAGCCCACGAUGACCGCCGUGCACGCGCCUGCAGCGUCUGCGGGGAUCCCGACGCCGACAGCGGCUGUGGCCCAGGACGGCCGGCGGCCGGGGCGGCCGGGGCGCGCGGACGCGCCGGGGUCGGGGUAUCCAGGGGAGCUGGUCAUCGAGCGGGACGGGAACUUGGCGGAAGAGCUCGGGCAGAGCCUGGACAUGCCGGAGGACGCGCUGGCGGCGCUGCACGAACGGAUGAGGUUGUGGGACGAGGAGCAGACGGUGGGGGCGCUGCACCUGCACAGCAGCGACGAGGAGGACGGCGGGGCGGUGCGCGGCGCCGCUGGGCCUCUGGACGUCUUGCCGACGAAGACGGCGCAGCGGCAGCCGAUACCCGCGGCGCGGCGCGUGCAAGACUCGGAGCGCGGCGACGACGGCAGCGGCAGCCUGGACCUCCCCGCGCUGCCCAUUGGCAGCUUCGCGGAGCAGACGCGCCUGGGCGAGGCCGACUCGGGCAACGAGGACGACGCGCAGCUGCCCGCCGGCAACGCCCGGCGGCAGCGCCCCUCGGCGAUGGGGCAGGCCGAGGAAGUCGACUUGGCGGAAGACUUUGAAAACAAGAUGUCGUGGCGCGCGGGGCCUGCGAUUCCAGUGCCCGGGACGCACUUCCAGGACUUCAAGGGCGACGACAUGCUCGCGAUCUUCAGCACGUCGAUGGCCAGCGAGGAGGGUCUCGGCGCGCGCGGCGCGUCCCCGGGGUCGUCCUUCCUGCCGCCCAGCAGAGUGCAGCAGGCGAGCAGGCCGGGACGGCCCCGGCGCGGCGCGAGCGGGAAGGCGCCGCAGUGA
Pedinophyceae sp. YPF-701 is the source of this 1227-nucleotide messenger RNA. NCBI's taxonomy places the organism in Eukaryota, Viridiplantae, Chlorophyta, Pedinophyceae. The record is from the annotation of a GenBank genome assembly.